This is a messenger RNA of Lagopus leucura (white-tailed ptarmigan), 1780 nucleotides long. RefSeq names its product ring finger protein 165 (gene ARK2C). Bases 175 to 639 code for a protein of 154 amino acids. The transcript has 5 exons. Gene Ontology annotation, molecular function: ubiquitin protein ligase activity; zinc ion binding. The record is from RefSeq and is a predicted model, not a curated record. Lineage: Eukaryota; Metazoa; Chordata; Aves; Galliformes; Phasianidae. Gene Ontology annotation, biological process: positive regulation of BMP signaling pathway; motor neuron axon guidance.
GGGGAGGGAGGAAGAAGAGAUGUGAGCCCUUUUGUCGGGCUCUGUAGACAGGCAGAACUGUAUCUUCAUCCUUGCACCCACAGGGACCUCAGUGUCGAUGCAGGACUGACACACGCCCAGUUCCAGGUCCGCCCGGUCCCUCAGCCCUAUCAGCAUUACUUAGCUACACCUCGGAUGCAUCACUUCCCCAGAAGCACAUCCUCAACACAGAUGGUUGUUCAUGAAAUCAGAAAUUACCCUUAUCCUCAGCUCCAGUUACUUGCUCUUCAGGGACUGAACCCAAGCAGGCACACAUCAGCCGUGCGGGAGAGCUAUGAAGAGCUGCUGCAGCUGGAGGACAGGCUGGGCAGUGUGAGCCGGGGGGCUGUCCAGAACACCAUUGAGAGAUUCACCUUCCCCCACAAAUACAAGAAGAGAAGACCACAGGAGGGUAAAGCUGAGCAAGAGGAUGGAGAGGAGUCAGACACUGAUGAGAAAUGCACAAUCUGUCUGUCCAUGCUUGAAGAUGGAGAAGAUGUCAGGAGGUUACCCUGCAUGCAUCUCUUCCACCAAGUAUGCGUGGACCAGUGGCUGGCCACCAGCAAGAAGUGCCCAAUCUGCAGGGUGGACAUUGAAACACAGCUCGGCUCGGACAGCUGAAAGAAUUGGCUGGACGCACCAUUUUCCUUAUCAGGUCGUAUGGCCAUAAACCCUUGCAGCAAAAUUUUUUGCCUUCUGAGCCAUUUGAUUGAGAGGAAAAGUCUGCAGGCAUGUUAGAGAGGGAGAGGAGGAGGUGUCAGUACAAUAUCUAGUGGUAGGAGAUAUUGCACAUGCGCAGGAUACGGGCCUGGUGAAAGGGAGCUGGCAUUCCCGGAGCUCAGAGACCCCAUGCUACAGAAGAUUUAGUGUUGAACAUGAAGGAACUAGUUGUGGUAGUCUGGCCUGUCAAUCCUGCAUUUCAUGAGGAUUGUAUAUAUACCUCUCGAAUACGUAGAAACAUGUUAUAGGGGUCCUUUAGCUAUUUCUAUGGAUGGCAGCUGGAGCAUGUUAGCUUAAGAAAUGUUGUGUUUGAUGCCCUACUCAUCUUGUGGUGGACAUGUUGCUGUUACCUAAUUUGCACCAAAUAUUUUUUCAUAGAUUCCUUAUGUUGGUGCCUGAUUAAUACAUUGCAAAAGGGGAAUGCAGAGGUCAAGCUUUCCCACCCUUGGGGGGAAGAGGCGAAAAAGCAAAAUCCUGUUUACAGUCAGAAGGGUUGCGCUCUUUUCUUCAGCCACGCGUGCUUCCUUUCCUUGCCUUUACAGUGUUGCAAAUUUAGAGAUGCUUAAAACACAUUAACAAAAAAAAAGAAAAACAAAAAAGAAAAACAAAAAAGAAAUGACAGACAAAUUGAAAAUGAAAUGAACGAAGCAAUAAGGAGAUGCUUCGUUCCUGCUGUUCUGCUGCUGCUGAAUGCUUUCUGUAGGGGCACAGUGUUGAGGUGGAUGCUGUUUCUUUGCUCUUUGUGUAGCUCAGCAUGCUGAAAUCCACGCUAGGCUGUGGGCUGUCUCCACGAUCUCUGUUAUCCAUUGUGAAUGAUCUUACUGAUAUGGUAAGCUGGAGGCUGGUUGGCUUCAGAGCACCGUGGCUCAAGUCUCCCCAGGGUUGGACAUCUCCUGUGAUUUAGGGUAUAGCUUCUCAGAAACAUUGCAAUAGGACAAAGAGAAAUGGUUUCAAACUAAAAGAGGGGAGAUGUAACCAGAUAUAAGGAGGAAGUCCUUUAUAAUAAGGGUGGUGAGGCCCUGGCACAGGCUGCCCAGAAAGG